This is a messenger RNA of Nomia melanderi (Alkali bee), 1569 nucleotides long. Its product is annotated as putative methyltransferase-like protein 25. Lineage: Eukaryota; Metazoa; Arthropoda; Insecta; Hymenoptera; Halictidae. The record is from RefSeq and is a predicted model, not a curated record.
UGUUGUCCAUAAAUUCCUUAAACAUCAUUAUGUAUGAUAAACAUUUUGAGGAAAUCUUGAAUUUUAUAAAUACCUAUGACAAAUUAAUAAAUUGUCAUAUAGUUGAUUUCAUCACGGAUAACUUGUGGAAGACAUGUUUACCAAAUGAACUGAGAUUGGAAUUAGAAAGAAAUGAAACAAACUGCAACCAUUGGACAGAAGAUGACAGUCAUCCUAUACUUAAUCAAUUUAUAAAAUUGACUAAAUCUCUUUCUUUACAAUCAUGUUCCACAGAAAUAAAUUCAAAGGAUCUUAUAGAUGUAUUACCAAUUAUCAGCAAUUUAAAUAAACAUAAAUGUGAAGGCAUAAAAACAGAAUUUAUGAAUGUUAAAAAAUCACACGAGGUUGAAUGUCUGGGGAACAUUGUAGGAACAGUAGCAGCAUCAACCAAGAGCUUGGUAAUAGAUGCUGGGGCUGGUAAAGCAUACUUGUCUACCUUCUUAGCUAAAACUCAUAAUGUUCCUGUCCUUGCAAUAGAUUCUUCUCAAUCCUGUCACAAGGGAGCAAUUUGUAGACAAAACAAAUUAAAAAAAAAGACAAGAGAUUCUAAAAAUUUGGUUCAGUAUGUUGUGAACGAAAUAAAUGAAACUACAGACUAUAUAGCAAUGAUAAACAAUAACUUUCCUGAAUGGAAGUUUGAUAAUAAUCUUAUAUUAACUGGUUUACAUGCUUGUGGUUCUCUUACUCAUUCAGCUAUCAAAACAUUUUUAACCACAAGAGAUAUUCAGCUUUUAUGUAUUGUACCCUGUUGUUAUCAUUUGACAGAUGAAACUUUAAACGAGAAUAUUAAUUUUUCGAAAAAUGCUAGAAUGUUGGCACAACAAUCCAUUGAAAGAAGUACAAAAAAGAAGUCUAUGUCUUCAUCAUUGUUCUACAGAGCAGUUUUGCAAGUGAUUCUUCAUUCCAUGGGUAUUUAUAACGCUAGAGUAGGACGCGGGGGACCUUUAAACGACUUUCCGAGUUACGCUCGAUGGGCACUCUUAAAAAUUGGAGUACAAUCUCAAGAGAUUCCAUCUUCGGAGGCGUUAGAAAGUAUUUAUAAAUUACAUAAACAGUUAUCUAAACAAUUUUACAUGUUCCAAAUGUUGCGAAUACACACGAGUAUUGUAUUGGAAGCAGCAAUCAUGUUGGACAGGAUAAUGUUCUUACAAAAGAGUAAUUUGUGCUCCAAACUUGCUGUGUUACGUUUAUUUGAUCCCGUUUUGUCGCCCCGGAAUUAUGGCAUCAUGGCAAUAAAAUAAUAUAAAAGUACAACCUAUGCAAGAAUUUUGAAUAAUUGUUUCAUACACAGUAUGAUAGUUAAAAUGUUGCAUUGAAGUAUCAAUUAAAUAAUUCCACAAAUGUUAGAACGUUGUGAUAAAUAAUACAUCUCGUAUGAAUUCAAUAGAAUCACGAUUUAUGAAUUUCAGUGGUUUGAAGAUAGUCCAGAACAGAUGUAUAUCCCUCUUUUUGCACUAUUGUGGCUAAAAUUCCUGUUGGACGAAGACCACUCCUAGUUCUGCAUAUACUGCAAUUACAGAGACCACGACA